Megalobrama amblycephala (Wuchang bream) is the source of this 447-nucleotide messenger RNA. Its product is annotated as lipocalin-like. The record is from RefSeq and is a predicted model, not a curated record. The coding region runs from base 64 to 402 and encodes 112 amino acids. Lineage: Eukaryota; Metazoa; Chordata; Actinopteri; Cypriniformes; Xenocyprididae. Gene Ontology annotation, molecular function: small molecule binding. The transcript has 3 exons.
GCGUGUCGUGGGACUCCACUCAGAAUUCCCAGAUUCCCACACACACUGAGCUCUGCAGUAGCCAUGCCAACCACCGUGCUGGGAUUGCUGGGAGUUUUGCUCUGUGCCCUUGCCAUUAGUUCUGGUGUCACGCCACAGCCCGACUUCAACAUCAAGAGGAUGGCUGGGAAAUGGUACCUGAUUGGUAUUGCCACCAGUGAUGAGUGGUUUGUCACCUGUAAGGCAGACAUGAAGAUGGGAGUCGCCAUGCUGACUCCGACUGAUGAAGGAGAUCUGGAGAUGGCAUAUUCUAGUCUCAAUCCUGAUGGCACAUGCUGGAGGAUGAACCAAUUUGUUAAUAAGUCUGAUUUUCCUGGAAUAUUCAGCCUCCACAGUGAACGUAAGGAAGAUAUGAUCACCUAGACAUGAAAUGCAGUAUAGUGGCUUAUAGAGGACUCAAAUGAAAAA